UGGGUGUGAGUUUACUAAAGAGCCCACCACUAAGGUUGUUGGAAGAGAAACAAAUAUUAAGAAACAAUGAGAGAAAGACGAAAAGAAAAGAGAGAGAACAUUCACGGGCAACUCCAAACUCCAAACAAACAACAACAACUGUUCAAUUUUCUUUGCCACUGACCCACAAAGCCCACAUUUUUAUAACCCAAAAGUUGAACUUCUCUGUCUUCUGCCUCUGCUUCUGGCUGUGGCUUACAUUCACUCUCUCUCUCUCUCUCUCUCUACUUGGAUGUCAGUGGAAGCACCCGUGACCUUUAACUCCAUUGAUUCUCAUUCUCUAAUUACCCUUCACUUUCCACCUAAUACAUUUCUCCAAUUAAGCUGCCUCUACUCUGUUUCUGUAAUCUCUGAUCUGUGUUGUAUAUAAACCCAUUUCCAGUUUUCCUUUUCCAUAACAAUUCCAAAUUAUAUUCCCUCUUCCACUUCCACUUCCACCUUCCAAAUUCUUCAUCUGAAAUGUCAAGACUUCAGCCCCUUCUCCUUCUGCUUUUGCUGAGUCUGAGUUUGAGUGUCACGCAGAGCCACUGCCACACCAAGGGGAUCAGGCCCCGGAACGAGGUCCGGAGUGCUCUUCCGAAGAAUUCGACCAACACCCAAUUCUCAGAACAGCAAUUCAUGAAGUGGGUCAAAUUCGUGGGGACCCUCAAGCACUCUGUUUUCCGGACGGCCAAGAACAAGAUUUUCCCUUCUUACACGCUCCACGUGGCUAAGAAUCCCGCCGCCGGCGACUUCACGUCCAUCCAAGACGCCGUGGAUUCGCUCCCCUUCAUCAAUUUGGUCAGAGUCGUGAUCAAGGUUCAUGCAGGUGUUUACACGGAAAAAGUGAACAUACCACCGCUGAAAUCAUUCAUAACAAUCGAAGGCGCAGGAGCAGACAAAACGAUCGUUCAAUGGGGGGACACAGCACAGACGCCUGGCCCAAAGGGGCAGCCAAUGGGGACCUACAACUCCGCCACAUUCGCAGUAAAUUCCCCUUACUUCAUAGCCAAGAACAUCACCUUCAAGAACACAACCCCAGUGCCGGCGCCAGGGGCAAUCGGGAAGCAGGCGGUGGCGUUCCGAAUAUCCGCCGACACGGCGGCGUUCUUCGGCUGCAAAUUCCUCGGGGCUCAGGACACGCUGUACGACCAUCUGGGUCGGCAUUAUUACAAAGAUUGCUACAUCGAAGGGUCCGUGGAUUUCAUAUUCGGGAAUGGGCUGUCUCUGUUCGAGGGGUGUCACGUGCACGCAAUAGCGCAGUACACAGGGGCGUUGACAGCGCAGGGGAGGAGCAGCCUGCUGGAGGACACAGGUUUCUCAUUCGUAAACUGUAAGGUCACGGGCUCUGGUGCGCUCUACCUCGGCCGGGCUUGGGGCCCCUUCUCAAGGGUCGUCUUCGCUUAUACGUAUAUGGACAACAUCAUCAUUCCCAAAGGCUGGUACAACUGGGGCGAUCCCAACCGCGAAAUGACUGUGUUUUAUGGGCAAUACAAAUGUACAGGAGAGGGAGCAAGCUAUGCAGGCAGAGUUUCAUGGUCCAGAGAGCUGACUGAUGAAGAGGCCAAGCCUUUUAUUUCCCUUAGCUUCAUUGAUGGCUCUGAAUGGAUCAAAAUAUAAACCUUUUUUUCUUUUUCUUAUACACAUUUGGGAGAAUUUUACUUAUCAUUUAGAGAAAAUUGGAAUACCAUAUGGGGUUAGCGGCUACCUAUGUAUUUAAAUCAUUUCACUUUAUUCAUAAAUCUAUAAAAUUAUAUUCACAAUAUUAUAUAUGCAUUUAUCAUA
Momordica charantia (bitter melon) is the source of this 1803-nucleotide messenger RNA. Its product is annotated as Pectin lyase-like superfamily protein. The record is from RefSeq and is a predicted model, not a curated record. Gene Ontology annotation, biological process: pectin catabolic process; cell wall modification. Lineage: Eukaryota; Viridiplantae; Streptophyta; Magnoliopsida; Cucurbitales; Cucurbitaceae. Gene Ontology annotation, molecular function: pectinesterase activity.